AUGCAUAUUUAUUGGUCCUCUGUGUUUUUGCUUCCUGUGCGUGUUGUUAAGGAGCUUGAAGCUAGAAUGAGAAAUUUCUUAUGGUCUCAAGAUGUGUCGUUCAAUAGAGGUAAAGCUAAAGUUUCGUGGAAAGUGGUUUGUACUCCUAAGUAUGAAGGUGGUUUAGGCAUUAGACGGAUUGGGGAUAUGAAUAAAGCCCUGAUGGCGUCUCAUAUUUGGAGUAUUGUGAUGAAGCGGGAUUCUCUUUGGGUCAAGUGGGUUCACUCUUAUCGGCUUAAAGGAAAGAAUUUCUGGGUUUGCAAAGCUACUUCAAAUUCUACUUGGUCAUGGAGGAAAAUCAUUCAGUUGAGGCAUGUUAUUCGGAAAUAUGUUUGGUCCGAUGUGGGUAAUGGCCGUGAUACAUCAGCUUGGUUUGAUUUUUGGAGUGAUUUAGGCCCUCUUGGUGAUUUUCUGUCACCAAGGACUAUUACGGAUGCUGAUUUUCGGUUAGAUGACACUGUUUUCAAUAUUUUCUCUAACGAUACUUGGAAUUGGCCUGUCGCAUGGAGGGAUCUUUUCCCUGUUCUUAUUCAGCUGGAUCACUUUCGUUUAGACCCGUCAAAAUCUGACCGAUUGCUAUGGAAAGAUGGGAACGAAUGUCAGGAUUUCUCUUCGUCAGCUGUAUGGCACUCGGUUCGUCAUAGAGAAUCAGAGGCACGCGUUUAUGAUGUGGCUGAUUAUGAAGAGAAAGCUCCUUACUCAAGACAAGAUUCUGCAGUGGGAUUUCUCAAGGCGGAAAAACAUGAAUAUGAUGUGCUGUCUAUUGUGCUACGAGAACUUUGA
This is a messenger RNA of Helianthus annuus (common sunflower), 822 nucleotides long. RefSeq lists its product as uncharacterized. The record is from RefSeq and is a predicted model, not a curated record. The transcript is spliced from 2 exons. Bases 1 to 822 code for a protein of 273 amino acids. Lineage: Eukaryota; Viridiplantae; Streptophyta; Magnoliopsida; Asterales; Asteraceae.